GGGGAGGAAAGCUCCGGGCUGUGGGGAAAGCUGCCUUUGGCCAGCCCAGGGGCCCCGCCUUUGGACCUGUGCUUGGGCUUGACUCCCAGGUCCGCCGUCCAGGUGUCCGGGCUGGUGUUCGUCCCGCCCCCAGCUGCCUUCUGGGCCCAGCCUCCACUUUCAGCAGGGCCGGCACUCAGAGGCUUCCUGGGGCAGCCGCGGCCCCUCCACUGGGGCCCAGGUGACCUGUAUUCCAGCAGAGGCCCGCUAUGGCCUCUGACGCCUGAAGCGUCAGCCUUGGACAGGUGGCCUAGACACAGAGAAGGCCCUGGAGGACGCAGCUGGGAUGGGGCGACACUCUGGCUGGGUCUUACAGUGAGUCCCUGUGCCUUUUCAGGAGGUGACAGCUUGUUUCCCCGCAGCCAGAGGCAGCCAUUGUAGCGGACAGAGCCCUCUGUGUUAGAGCAGGUCUGGGCAUCAGGCCCCACUGUCCCGGGCUGGAGGUGCUCAUGGCCCCGUAGGCAGCAGGGAGGACACUAUUUCUGUGUUGGGGAGCGGCCAGGGACAGGAGUUUUCUGCCAGCGGGAGCAUCCCAGGAUGAGCUGGGCAGGCCUGCUCUCAAGGGAGGGAGUCCCCCACCAUGGGAGGCAUCCAGGUACUGACCCUUCUCCCACUCCCUCCUGCCCUCCCGCGGAGGGCACAAUGCCUCACCCAUUUCCCCUCCUCAGGAGCAUGGGGUCAGCCUUUGAGUGGGUGGUCCGGAGAGUGGUCCAGGAGCUGGACCACAGUGGGGAGCUCAUCCCCAUGACCAGCCCAAAGGACUCCCCUGGCUUCCAGCCCUACUUCCUGGUGUUCAGGAAGCCCUCAAGCUCAUGGUUCUGGAAACUGUGUUAUAAGCCUCUCAACCUGUCAAUCAAGGACAUCCUGGAGCCGGAUGCCCCAGAACCAGAUUUGCAGCGUGGCAGCACCUUCCACUUCUACGACACCGUGGAUGGGCAGCUACGGGGCGGCGUGGAGCUGUCAGCCCCAGGACAGGCGAAGAUCACGGGUGGGGCCUCGGUGUCUGACAGCUCCAGCACCUCAAUGCAUGUGUACUCGCUGAGUGUGGACCCGAACACCUGGCAGACCCUACUCCAUGAAAGGCACCUGCAGCAGCCAGAGCACAAAAUCCUGCAGGAGCUGCGGAGCCGCGGGGACAACGUGUAUGUGGUGACGGAGGUGCUACAGACGCAGACGGAGGUGGAAGUCACACAGACCCACAAGCGGGAGGGUUCGGGCAAGUUUUCCCUGCCGGGAGCCAUGUGCUUGCAGGGUGAGGGCCAGGGCCACCUGAGCCAGAAGAAGACAGUCACCAUCCCCUCGGGCAGCAUCCUCGCAUUCCGAGUGGCCCAGCUGGUUAUUAACUCUGACUUGGACAUCCUUCUCUUCCCGGAUAAGAAGCAGAGGACCUUCCAGCCGCCCCCGACAGGCCACAAGCCUUCCAGGAGUGUAGGCGCCUGGCCACAGCUGCCCUCAGUCCUCUCCAUGAUGGGGUGCCUCCACAACUUCUCGGCAGAUGGGGUCCCUGCGGAGGGGACAUUCACUGAAGACUUCCAGGGCCUAAGGGAAGAGGUGGAGGCCAUCUCCAAGGAACUGGAGCUCUUGGACAGAGAGCUGUGCCAGCUGCUGCUGGAGGGCCUGGAGGGGGUGCUGCGGGACCAGCUGGCCCUGCGAGCCUUGGAGGAGGCGCUGGAGCAGGGCCUGAGCCUUGGGCCAGUGGAGUCCCUGGACGGUCCAGCAGGUGCUGUCCUGGAGUGCCUGGUGUUGGAAUCCAGAAUGCUGGUGCCGGAACUUGCCGUCCCCGUUGUCUACCUGCUGGGGGCGCUGACCAUGCUGAGUGAAACGCAGCACAAGCUGCUGGCGGAGGCGCUGGAGUCGCAGACCCUGUUGGGGCCGCUCGAGCUGGUGGGCAGCCUCUUGGAGCAGAGUGCCCCGUGGCAGGAGCGCAGCACCGUGUCCCUGCCCCCCGGGCUCCUGGGGAGCAGCUGGGGUGAAGGGGCACCGGCCUGGGUCUUGCUGGAGGAGUGUGGCCUGGAGCUGGGGGAGGACACGCCCCAUGUGUGCUGGGAGCCGCAGGCCCAGGGCCGCAUGUGUGCACUCUACGCCUCCCUGGCACUGCUAUCAGGACUGAGCCAGGAGCCCCACUAGCCUGUGCCCAGCAUGGCCUGGCAGCUCUCCAGCAGGGCAGAGUGUUUGCCCACCAGCUGCCAGCCCUAGGAAGGCCAGAAGCCCAGCAGCCACGUGGCCAGUCUACCAUGGGGCCCAGGAGCUGGGGAAACACAGUAAAGGUGGUGUAUGAAGGAAA
Messenger RNA from Macaca mulatta (Rhesus monkey), 2323 nucleotides. It is a transcript of the gene GSDMD, whose product is annotated as gasdermin D. Gene Ontology annotation, cellular component: NLRP3 inflammasome complex. The record is from RefSeq and is a predicted model, not a curated record. Lineage: Eukaryota; Metazoa; Chordata; Mammalia; Primates; Cercopithecidae. Gene Ontology annotation, molecular function: phosphatidylserine binding; phosphatidylinositol-4,5-bisphosphate binding; phosphatidylinositol-4-phosphate binding. Gene Ontology annotation, biological process: pyroptotic inflammatory response; defense response to bacterium.